Messenger RNA from Armigeres subalbatus, 1671 nucleotides. RefSeq lists its product as uncharacterized. Lineage: Eukaryota; Metazoa; Arthropoda; Insecta; Diptera; Culicidae. Bases 1 to 1671 code for a protein of 556 amino acids. The transcript is spliced from 2 exons. The record is from RefSeq and is a predicted model, not a curated record. Gene Ontology annotation, molecular function: nucleic acid binding; RNA-DNA hybrid ribonuclease activity.
AUGGAGCGGCUAGUCAACAGGCGACUGACGGAAUAUCUGGAAAGCACCGGCCGUUUAGACAGUAGGCAGCACGCAUUCCGUCCCGGCCGUGGUACCAAUACGUACCUUGCAUCGCUAACGCAAAUCCUAGAGGACAACAAGGUACAGCUCGGAGCUACCACAUCCAAGACCACCAAGGAGGAAACCGGAGUUCCCCAGGGCUCAGUAAUAGCCGUGACCCUUUUCCUCGUCGCCAUGGCCGAAGUUUUCGUCAACCUACCGAAGGACAUCUACAUCAUCGUCUACGCCGACGAUAUUGUACUCGUAGCUGUCGGCAAGCACCCGAAGGUAGUCAGGAGGAAGGCGCAGGCGGCAGUAAAUCGCGUCGCCAAGUGGGCACAAGCUGCGGGUUUCCAAAUGGCUGCUAACAAGUGCAUCAGGGUGCACAUCUGCCAGUCCAACCAUCACCUUCCCAAACGUCCGAUCACCCUCGACGGCAACACUAUUCCAGUGAAGAAAAGCGUCAAGCUACUAGGAGUUACCUUCGACCGAAAGCUUACCUUCAAAACCCACUUCAACAACAUCAAGGAAGCCUGCCGAACACGAACCAAUAUGAUUAAACUCAUCUCGAGGAAGCGCACCCGAAGCGAUCGACGCACACGGCUCCGGGUAGCGGACGCCGUCAUAUCCAGCAGGUUACUGUACGGCCUCGAGGCAACCUCAGGUAACUUCGACGAAUUAAUUCUCUCCCUAGCGCCGGUGUAUAAUCGGUCGAUUCGACUUGUCUCGGGACACCUACCAUCCACCCCCGCGGAUAUCGCCUGCGCCGAGGCGGGAGUGUUACCCUUCCGUCACAAGGCCACGCUGGCCCUGUGCUCAAGAAGCAUCAGUUACCUGGAGAGGACCACAAACAACAGCGCACCAUGCUGCCUGGUCGACCGGGCGAACGCUGCACUACACCAUGCGUCGCAGCAACACUUGCCGAAAAUUGCAGGUCUCCAUCGUCUUGGAGCAGCUAGCUGGAACCGUGCAAAGCCUAAAAUCGAUUUGUCGCUGAAGGCAAACCUGAGGAAAGGCCCUAACAAAAAACAGGCGCAAACCCUCUUCAGGAACCUGCUGGAAACAAGAUACCCGACAUCAACCAUCCGGUACACCGACGGGUCCAAACUGGCGGGCAGAGUCGGACUAGGCGUCGACUGCAGCAGCGGUACCACUUCUUCCUACCGCAUUCCCGACAUGUGCUCGGUUUUCUCGGCGGAAGCAGCUGCUAUCUUCCAGGCGACCAUCCAACCUAGUGAGGACCCGGUGCUGAUAGUUACGGACUCGGCUAGUGUUCUCGCAGCGAUCACAUCAGACAGCAAUCGGCACCCGUUCAUCCAAGCCAUCCAAGCCAACUUAGACAACAACACCACACUGACUUGGGUCCCUGGACACGCGGGCAUCCAAGGAAACGAAAGCGCAGACAUCCUGGCAGGCAUUGGGCGGAGCAGCCCUUUCCUCUGCCGAGUCGUCCCUGCUGAAGACGCAAAACUCUGGGCAAAACACACAGUAUCAUCUUCUUGGGCAAGCGAAUGGAGAGACCAACGGAACAUCUGCCGCAUGGUAAAGAAUUCCACCCUCCCGGUGAAGACAUCCCAAAUCAUCGGGAACAGGUGGUACUUUCCCGGCUGCGAACAGGUCAUACCAACCUGA